AACCAAUUACAAUCUGUAACCGUUUCUGUGCGGACGUACGAUGAGAAUUAUUUGAAAAUGGAACUACAGUUUGUUCUCGCCCUGUUCCUUUUAGGAACCGUUAGUUCUAGUGAUGUAAAAAGUAGUUUGACUUUUGUCAUAGACGCUACGUCGUCUAUGAGUGACGAUGUUAAAGAAGUGAGCAACGCUGUAGAUGGGAUUUUAGAUGCAGUGAGUAAUUCCAGCUCUUCGCCGGUUGGGGAAUUUGUGUUGGUGACCUUUGAGAAUGAACCAAAACUGGUAACAAAAACCAAAGACGCCUCAGCUUUCAAAAAGGAGCUUGGCAACGUCAACACAGGCGGAGGCGGCUUUUGUCCCGAAAAGACCCUGACGGGAAUCGAACUGGCUCUCAAUGAGAGCCAAGACGGAUCCCUUCUGUACGUCUUUACUGAUGCUUCGGCUGAGGACUAUAAAAAUUUUGCUAAAGUCGAAGCACUCAGCCAAAAGAAAGGAGUUCAGAUCGUAUUCAUCCUGACAGGAGUGUGUCAGAACGAUACCUUCAGCCAGAACUACCUGGUGUUCCAUGAUAUCGCCAAAGCUACGAAUGGACAAGUCUUCCAUUUGAAAAAGAACGAAAUUGGAGAGAUAUUAAAAUAUGUGAAGGAGAACGUUGGGAGCCGAAAAAACGUUUUAUUGAGUAAAUCGUUGCCUGCUCGGCAGUUAGCUGCAUUUAAUGUAAAAGUAGACGAAGACGUAAAAGACCUAGUUAUCGCUGUGUCUGGCGAGGGCGCAAGACUGGGUGUGACCGAUCCGAGCGGAGAAGAAGCGCCUACCGCGAACAUCACCAGCCUUCCGACGAUAACGAUAGUAAAAGUCCCGGACGUGAAAUCCGGCGUGUACCGCGUUCAAACCGGUAGCAUCAGUAACACACAGGUCGUGGUGACAGCAUCGAGUUCCGUGCACCUUCGCCAUGGGUUCUCCACCAUCGCUCCUAGUAGCAUCGAAGACACGGUCACAAGACCUGCACCAGAUGCAAAAUCUCACAUAGCCGUUAAAGUGCUGAACCCAGCAUACGUGAAGCUGGUGAACGUUCAGAUCCUGGGCAUGGACGAUACUGUACUACAACAGGAGCCGCUUACACUCGCCAAGAAAGAUGAGCAGUUCUACACGACUGAGGCUGUUGAAACGCCGAAGGAUACGUUUAAACUAGCUAUAAAUGGUUACGACACCAGAAAAAAUAUCAAUAUAACAAGGUACAGCUUAACGCCCAUCAAACCACAAUCCGUCAUCGAUCAGCCAACCGAGAAAGUUCCAGAAGUAACAAUAGAAGGAGGACCCACAAUCAACGCAGCGUUUUUCAAACCUCUUACUUUGAAGUGCAAAGUCAAAGGAUACCCAAAAGUCGAUAUUAUUUGGCAAUCUGAUGACGCCUCUGCUACACUGGAGUACGAGAAGGCCUCAAUCGUCGAGCUGCCCUACGACUACGUGAGUGUGCUGGAGAUACCCAAAGUGGAGAAGAAACAGACGUUCAGUUGCCAAGCAACCAACGCGGCGGGCGACGGCGUACAGAACGUCACUGUGCUUACUGAGGUCAAGGACUUUAUCGAAGUUAAGGCUGAAGACACCACCAUCGAAUACCAGAAGCCUGGCAACAUAACCUGCGAGGUCCUAGCUCACCCCACAGCCACAGUGACUUGGUAUAAGGGUCGCAAGCUCCUCAAACCUGGCUCCAAUUACAAUAUAUCUGCUGAUGGUACCGUCAUCACCGUGAACUCUAUGGAGCCAAGCUUGGCUGGCAACUACUUCUGUGUCGCCAAGAAUAGUGUGAAGAAGGUUGCCAAGCUUCUGAAGGUGGAUAUUAGUGGUGUUGGACCACCAAAAAUCGAGAAGACCAUUCACACCGUUCACGCUAGAGCAGACACACCUGUGGCUUUUCGGUGCAGGCUACUUGAAGCUAUACCCGAAGCAACCCUGAGCUGGUCCUUCAAGAACGCCAACGAACACACCACCCUGAACGAAACAUCGGACACGUUACACCUGGGCUACGUCCAGGUCACCGACGCCGGCACGUAUAGCUGCAAGGCGCAGAAUGCUAUGGGGGUCGACUACCAUGGGAUCGAGUUAGUUGUUGAGUAUUCCCCCGAUAUCUCACAAGAGACGGACACAAGGAAGACGGUGCUAGAGGGUACCCCUGUGACACUGGACUGCGCUGCCGACGGCAUCCCAGAACCUAGUAUCGUAUGGACCCACAACGGCCGUCGCCUCUCUGAUAAGACGAGGCAUACGUUUUAUGCCAAUGGAAGUCUUGGGUUUUCAGCCGUACUGUCUGAUGCUGGAUACUACAGUUGUCAAGCGAGUAACACGUGGGGAAGUGACUCCAUCACCAUCGAGCUCGACGUAAUUGUCCCCGUCGCCCUGAAGUCUCCAGGGAAAACCUUAAUUGAGCAAGAAGAAGGUACAUCCCUGAACCUGGAGUGCAAAGCUGGUGGCCCUCCCCAGCCCCACAUCACGUGGUACUACCGCAAGACUAACACGUCUGACGCCAUUAAAAUAUCGCACAACACCGCCGAAGGGGACUUGCGUUUCCCAAGAAUACACCACGGGCAGAGUGGCGAGUACACGUGUGUGGCUGUGAAUGCUGGCGGAUCCAAGAAUAUCACCUACACCGUGUCUGUCACAGCUCGACCCUCUAUCCUGUUCAGGAUGAGGCAGUACGACGGCGUUAAGGACGACAUGUUUCUGCGGGUCCCCUGCGAUGCCACCGGCAACCCGAAACCUGAGGUCCUCUGGACCUUCGGAGGAAAGAACCUUUCUUCAGACACUCAAUGGUACCUCAUCGGCAAAGACGGCAGCCUGAUCAUCAAGAAAGUGGACGACUCGGCAGCAGGGACGUACACUUGCACGGCUAUCAACAAGUUUGGGUCCACUUCCGAACAGUUCCAAGUUGUUGUCAAUGAUUAUCCUGUUGAUCGCUUUUUGUCGAUCAUGAUAGAAGAAGGUAAAACUGAAAAUAUUGCUUGUCCUGUCCCUCACAGGCCCAAGAUUGACAGAGUCAAUUGGUUCAAAGACGGCCGUAACAUAACUUCAGGUGAACUCAAGAACGUGACUCAAGAGGACGCCGGCACAUAUACCUGUCGUGUGAGUGGUCCCGACCGGCCGCCACAGACCGGAUCCACCAGGGUUGAAGUCGGGUUCAAACCUCGGUUCAACAAUGAGGGGGAGAACAAUAUUCCGUACGUGUAUGGUCGGAGAGCGACGAUGGAUUGUUCUGCUAGUGGAACUCCUCAGCCUAUUGUGACCUGGCACCACGACGGGCAAGUUCUGUCCGUCACCCAGUUCGCGUACGAGUUCCAGAUGAACAACGACGGGCAGAGAGGGCGCUACACCUGCGCCGUCACCAACCAGUACGGAUAUGUGCAGAAGGACUUCGUCGUCGCUUAAGAUGCAGAACUACGCAGGUGCGAAGGUUCCAAUAAUUAUUAAACAUAGUCGUACUUGUUCUACCACCGCCUUAACUAAAUGGCUACACUAUUAAAGUACCAAUAGAUCGAAUAUAAUAUAGUAUACAGUUUUUAAUAUAAGUUUGUUAUAGUUUUACUUUGUACGCUGAAAAAGUUAUUAAUAAAAUGUUUGAACCCAGA
Messenger RNA from Leguminivora glycinivorella, 3620 nucleotides. Its product is annotated as hemicentin-2-like. Bases 58 to 3420 code for a protein of 1120 amino acids. The record is from RefSeq and is a predicted model, not a curated record. NCBI's taxonomy places the organism in Eukaryota, Metazoa, Arthropoda, Insecta, Lepidoptera, Tortricidae. Gene Ontology annotation, biological process: cell-cell adhesion. Gene Ontology annotation, molecular function: cell adhesion molecule binding. The transcript has 23 exons. Gene Ontology annotation, cellular component: cell-cell junction.